CAAAUCAACUAUUCUUAACAUUACUCGGGAAUUACAGCCUGCCACAAAGAUAAGACUACGUGGGGUUGAAAUCACAGAGCCAGAGAGAGAGAGAGAGAGCGAUGGUUGGGCUUAUGCAGGUACCCUACGACGCCACAGUGAGGCUGAUGCUAUCUACACUGGAGCGCAAUUUGCUACCAGACGCUGUGAUACGGAAGCUCACACGGCUGCUGCUGGCCGGCCGGCUUCGCUCCGGUUACAAGCCGUCUUCCGAACUCCAGCUGUCCGACCUCCUCCAAUUCGUACUUUCUCUAAGGGAGAUGCCCAUAGCCAUCAAGACUGACGAGCCGAAGGCUCAACAUUACGAGCUUCCAACCUCUUUCUUCAAGCUCGUCCUUGGAAAGAAUCUUAAAUACAGUUGUUGUUACUUCUCUGACAAGUCUAAUACCCUAGAGGACGCUGAAGUAGCAAUGUUGGAGCUUUACUGUGAGAGGUCACAGUUAAAAGAUGGUCACUCUGUUCUUGAUAUUGGAUGUGGCUGGGGGUCACUCUCUUUAUACAUUGCACAGAAGUAUAGUAACUGCAAGGUUACAGGGAUUUGCAAUUCAACAACCCAGAAAGCACAUAUUGAUCAGCAGUGUAGGGAUCUUCAGCUGCAGAAUGUAGAGAUCGUUGUUUCAGAUAUUAGCACAUUCGAAAUGGAAGCAUCCUAUGAUCGAUUAUUUUCAAUCGAAAUGUUUGAGCAUAUGAAGAACUAUAAGGAUCUUCUAAAGAAGAUAUCCAAGUGGAUGAAACAGGAUAGCCUUCUCUUUGUUCACCAUUUCUGCCACAAAGCAUUUGCCUACCACUUUGAGGACAUAAAUGAUGAUGACUGGAUUACUAGAUUCUUCUUUACUGGAGGUACAAUGCCUUCAGCAAAUCUGCUUCUAUAUUUUCAGGAUGAUGUUUCAGUUGUUAAUCAUUGGCUUGUGAAUGGGAAGCAUUACGCACAGACAAGUGAAGAGUGGCUGAAAAGAAUGGACCAGAAGUCUGCUUCCAUCAAGCCAAUUAUGGAGUCAACCUACGGCAAGGAUUCUGCUGUCAAGUGGACUGUCUACUGGAGAACAUUCUUCAUUGCUGUCGCAGAACUCUUUAAUUACAAUGAUGGAGAAGAAUGGAUGGUUGCACAUUUCUUAUUCAAAAAGAAAUAAAAAGCAAAAGCCAAAGCCAAAGCUUCUUCCCAAUGAGGCUGCAUACAAUUACUGCCAUAAUAUUGGCAGCUGUUUCAUGUGUGAAUGCAUUUUAGCUAGUGCGCAAGUUUGGCGUCCGAAGGAAUAAAAAAUGUAGCCACUCAUAUUAUUCUAAUUAACAAUUAAGUUGUUGUAAGUGGAAACCAAUUUACUAA
Molecule: messenger RNA, 1363 nt
Organism: Corylus avellana
Lineage: Eukaryota; Viridiplantae; Streptophyta; Magnoliopsida; Fagales; Betulaceae
Product: S-adenosyl-L-methionine-dependent methyltransferases superfamily protein
Source: RefSeq, a predicted model, not a curated record